Molecule: messenger RNA, 1075 nt
Organism: Owenia fusiformis
Lineage: Eukaryota; Metazoa; Annelida; Polychaeta; Sabellida; Oweniidae
Source: the annotation of a GenBank genome assembly
GGAAUGGCGACCGAUUUCAAAAUAACGCAACCAGUGGAAUUCUACCGAAAGUUCUUGGAGAAAGAUGUUCGUCCUGAUGGCAGAGAACUUGGAGAAACUAGACCAACCAUACUUAAUAUAGGUUCAGUCAGCACAGCUAAUGGAUCAGCUCUUGUUAAACAGGGAAAUAGUGCAGUAAUCUGUGGUAUCAAAGCAGAACUGUGUAAGCCAAAGACAGAGUCUCCUCAUGAGGGGUUUAUUAUUCCAAACAUUGACCUGCCCGCACUCUGCUCCCCCAGGUUUAAACCAGGUCCUCCCUGCGACCAGGCACAGGUUUACUCACAACUUGUAGCAGAUGUUAUACAGAACUCUAAAUGUGUCAACCCUGAGGAUCUCUAUAAUAAAGAGGUUGAUAUGUCUUGGGUCCUGUACUGUGACAUGAUGUGUCUUGACUAUGAUGGGAAUAUUCUUGAUGCAUGUAUUUUAGCACUUAUGGCUGCCUUAAAAUCAUGCAAGUUACCCACUCUGGUAUUAGAUGAUGAUGGGCGUUUGGAAGUUGACACUGGGAAAUUGGUUCCUCUCCAAGUACACACAUAUCCUGUGGCAACAACAUUUGCUAUCUUUGAUGAUCGAAUCUUGUUUGUUGACCCAAAUAGUGAAGAAGAAAGCAUAGCAACAGGGCAGAUAACCAUAGUAACAACUGAAGAUGAACAGAUCUGUCUCCUGCAUAAACCAGGUGGAAGUGCCAUAUCAGAUGAUAAAAUGCAGGAUGCCCUCACCAGAUCAUUAAUUCGGUCACGUGAAGCUCGAACAUUGAUAAACAAUACAAUAGACAGUAUGUCAGAUAACAGUGCUGAAAGAUGAGCUCAGGAAAACUUAUUGGUGUAUGUUUUAAAGUGUUGUUAAAUAUUCAAUUAUGGGAAAUCAUUACUGUUUCAAAGAAUUAAACAUUAUUUUAUAUACUAUAACUUCAGUUGUUUGUGUCAUUGAUAAUUUCCAAUGCCAGCCAAAUACAUCAAAUAUUCACUGGACAUACAUUUGUACAGUAGCAACGGAACAAUUAUAAAAUAGCAAUAAUUUUAUCUAAAACAGACCU